Molecule: messenger RNA, 1847 nt
Organism: Malania oleifera
Lineage: Eukaryota; Viridiplantae; Streptophyta; Magnoliopsida; Santalales; Ximeniaceae
Exons: 7
Coding region: 260-1486 (408 amino acids)
Source: RefSeq, a predicted model, not a curated record
AUCCUAAAAUGCGCAUGAUGGGUAUUAUCCUACCUGGCAGAGGUGCGAUACCACGCGAAGAUUCUCCACCACCAUCCUCCUCCCUACUCCCUCUUCCCCGCCGCGACGGAAGAGCUUCGGUUUUACGAUACGCGGUUGGCCACCGAUGGAUCUCCUCCACUGUUAAGAGUUUUCAGAGACCUUGCAGCUUUUCCUCGUUCCCCCAAACCCUAGCGUUCCGACGAAUCAGUGAGCUGAAGCUCUGCAGAUCAGUGAAGCUAUGUUAGGCGGCGGAGGCACUGUGUAUUGGGGGAGAAAAGAGGCCGAUAAGGUCGAAGGAAUCGUCGUGGUGUUCGCGUGGGCUUCGAUUCAGGAGCACCAACUGAAGAACUACGUCGAUCUGUACGCUUCUCUCGGAUGGAACUCGCUUGUCUGCCACGCCCAUUUUCUUAGCCCAUUCUUUCCAGAGAAGGCUACAUCGCUUGCAAUUGUUGUUCUUGAUGAGCUUGUUGAGGAGCUAAGGAUUAGUCCACAUCCUGUAGUAUUUGCUGCUUUUUCUGGUGGUCCAAAAGCAUGCAUGUACAAGGUUUUUCAGAUUAUUGAGAGAACAUGUGAAGCACAACUCCGCCUGAAUGAUAAUCGAUUGGUUAGAAAUUGCAUUUCUGGACACAUCUAUGAUUCUGGUCCAUUGGAUGUUGCAAGUGAUUUGGGUGCUCGUUUUGCCAUGCAUCCAACCAUAUUCAAAAUGCCUGGUUCUGCUAAACUAGCAUCAUGGAUUGCAAGAGGAGUUACUUAUGGUUUGGAUGCUUUAUAUCUCACUAAGUUCGGAUCUCAACAUACUGAAUAUUGGGAGGCACUAUACUCCUCAGUUGACUUCGGGGCUCCAUUUCUCAUUUUAUGCUCUGAAAGUGAUGAUCUUGCUCCAUAUCAUAUUAUUUGCAAUUUUGCUCAACGCUUACAAGAUCUUGGGGGACAUGUUAAAAUCUCAAAAUUGAAUGGCUCCCCUCAUGUAGGUCAUUAUCACUAUUAUCCAAUCCAGUACAAGGCUGCCGUAACUGAGCUGCUUCAAAAGGCAACUGCAGUUUGUGCUCAUAGGAGCCAGCAACUUGAAGCAGAAACAAAUGGCAUGGAGGGUGCACAUGAUGAGAUAUCCGAGUUAAUCUGCGGCCUCCAGAAUGCAGCGGUCAGUUCAAAUCAGAGCCUAAGAAGAGUUGCAGUGGGGCCAAGUGACCACUUUUUCUUACCUAGUUCAUCAGACUACCAAAAUGGCAGUGAGACUGGGUCUUUACAAGAUGAGCAGAAAGAAAGAUCAGUCCAUCUCCCAAUCCGCCCUAGCAUCAAUGCCCAUAGUGUCCUUGGCCAAGUCCUCUUUGAUGUUUGUGUUCCCAAGAACAUUGAAGGUUGGGAUAUUAAAUUUUCUGGUUCUUUGAAUGGGCAACCAUUUGCUUCUGCUCGAAGGCGAUCACCUCUCCAUGCUAUCAAAUGCAUUCGACGCUCAAGAUUAUAAGAAAGGUAAGUUUGCCGGGAACUCGCCCUUAGCUUGCAGGGGAGGUUUUAAGGCUUCCAAGUGCUUGCAAGUGAAUCAAGGAGAGGUUCUUUUCCUUUGUUUUUUUUAUUUUAUUUUUUUGCCUGUGGAGUAUAACUGUUAAUAGUUAUCCUGCCUCAGGGUUGUGGGCUAGUCUUCUAGUACAAACUGGUGUAGUGAGACAAAGAUCAAAUGGAGAGGAUAGACAGACUGCCGUUUCUGUUAAUGUAUAGGUAUGCACAAUAAAUGACCGGGCAUGAUAUUUUAGUGUGAUGUAUUAUAGGUUUCAACUUGAUGUAAAUAGAAAAUAGUAAUGACAAUAAUCAUAGUGAAUUUUGUUCCA